CCGGGGUACCAUGACCAAAGCUGCUGCAAAACAUUGAUGUAGACUAUCGGAGCACACUUACUGCCUAUUUAUAGUAACACUUAUGUAAUCGCCGGUGUUCCAUCAUGCAGCAGGGCUACAAUGGCACACAGCGGCAUGGCCAAGAAUGCGUUAAGAAUCCAGAAGAGUGUAAAAAUAAAAUGUGGAAGAAAUGCAACUUAAGUGAUUCAUCAGAUCAUUCACCCCAUCCUUCGUGGGAUAAUGUGUGUGUUGAACAACUUAUAUGGACAUUUAAUAUACAUUCAUACGGAUUUGCUUGCCUUUUUUUCAUUUUGUCGUUUUAUGCUGUUUUUUCAAUACUAAACAUCAGAUCACAAACAUCUAAUAAAAAACCAUACAUGGCAGCAAUCAAUGCGUUAUUGCUAGCUACAGGUAUUUGUAGAGCAUUUGUAUUAUUUGUCGACCCAUAUAAUACAAAACGAAAUAUUUCAUCCGUUGUCACACAUUUGACAUGGGACCUGGGCUUAUGCAGCUUAGUGACCGCUCUAUCUUUAUUACUAUUAGCUUAUUUACAGUUAACUCAACUUCAAGCUGGACCUUCAAAUAUGAGACGUAAAUCAGUUGUAGUGACAGUCACUGUAUUAAUUGUUGGAGUUCUGGUGCCAGCAGAUAUAGUUGCAUCAGUUGAUUAUAAAUUAUGGGUUUUAGGGAAUGCUGUGCGCAUUCUUUUACACAUUUGGGGUAUUUGGCUGUGUUGUUUCUUUCUUUACUUAGGAGUAAAAGUAAUGACACUUGUAAAGCGCAUGCCGAAAUCAGUUUUACAAAAUUUUGAUUCACGUCACAAAGGUAUAAUGCAGUUAGGAAUAUUAGCUCCAUAUAACAAUUUAGCUACCUCAAUGGCAGCGGCAUUAGUACCGGCACUUUUAGUUCCACACCAAUCAAAAUCAGAUUCCAAAGAUAAACCAACUGUAAAGAUAACGGCACCAUCAGAAGUAGCUAAUAGUUUCAAUAGAAUGAAUCGAAGAGCUAGUAGUUUUGUGCAAAGGCAAAAAAGAUCUGGGUCAUUGUUGAGUCCAACUACACCUUCCAGAAGAUCAAGCGAAGUUCAAAGUAUCAUUCAAAAGCGACUAAGUUGUGUGGAAGGCAGUAAACAAUUUUUGGCAUUAAGUCCGAAUAAUAACACUAGUGAUAGUACAGAGCCCGAAGAAAGUUCAUGGCGUAAGAGCUUUGCCAAAUCAAUAUCAUGGCAAUUUCCAAAAACGGGAGAAUCGAGUACAACAAAUGAUACUUCACCAACAACUUCGUCAUCAUUACUAACUCCAUUACAACCUCAAAGAAGUUUUAGGCUCAAAUCUACCGGACAAGCUGAUCAAGAAACAAGACCUACCACCAGACAUUCAAGCAGUUUUUCAGAUUUAAGUUCUGAAAUGAAUUUAAGUACGAUAUUAAAUCAUAUAGCAUUUGUGAAUCGAGGUAAUGGAACAGGGGAUGCCAAAAUGGAAAAUGUUAGAAGACGUGCUUCAAAAGUCACUGUUACCAAAUCAGAAAUCGUGUAUGUGAUAAAAACUGUUCAUAUCUGUGCAGGACUGGCAAUGUUAUUAUGUUUUUUUAAUUUCGCUACAGAUAUUAAUUUAAUUGGAGUCUACUCAUACGACAGACCCUGGUGCUGGCUUAUAAUGCAAAGUUUGAUACGAGUUUUGGAAUUGUCAUUGGCAUGCAUGUUGGCAAAUCUAACAAAACAACCAGUGAAUGUUAUACACCACACUCAAUAUACGCAUCCUCUGAGAGCCAAACUUCGAGGAUCGUUUUUCAUUUAGGACCUAUAGAUUAAUUAUUAAAAGGGUUCAUGACUAAAAAAUGAUACAAUCACUGUUAAUUUUAAGUCUGAUGGGAGUGCUACGCAAAUGAGAUCGGGACCAUUAUUUCAAACGUGCAAUAACAGAUUUUUGCAAUAACGGAUUUUACAUUAAUAUAAAUAAAUAUAUAUAUAUAAUAUAUACAGUGAAUUUUUUUAAUAUAACAUACUUAUACACACAUUAUAUGUAAUUACGUUUCCAAGUUUUUAACGUUAUAUAAAUCACACU
Messenger RNA from Sipha flava (yellow sugarcane aphid), 2063 nucleotides. RefSeq lists its product as uncharacterized. The transcript is spliced from 12 exons. NCBI's taxonomy places the organism in Eukaryota, Metazoa, Arthropoda, Insecta, Hemiptera, Aphididae. The record is from RefSeq and is a predicted model, not a curated record. The coding region runs from base 105 to 1796 and encodes 563 amino acids.